UUUUUUUUUUUUUUUUUUUUCAUCUUCUCCUCCUUAACUUUUCUUACCUUCUCCUGAAAGUCAUGACAAGUCUCAGUGAGACUGGACGGAGAGAAGCCAGAAGGGCUGAGUGGAGCAGGAAGGAGGGAACCAGCCUGAACUUCAGCUACAUGAAUCGCUCAAUGAGCGGCUGAGAGCCAGGUAUUGAUUUGAAGCUGUGUGUGCUGAAAGGUCCCAGUCCUGAAAAAUGACUCAGUCUGUGCAAGUUAACCCAAAGCUGCCUGACCUCAAGGAUCCACAAUGCAUUGAAGAUCUGGGCUCUCCAUUUAUCUACUCCAGUCAGGAGGAGGCUGACCAGCCAGGCUCCUACUCCGUCCAGACUCCGUAUGGUUUCCAGCUGGAUCUGGACUUCCUUAAAUAUGUAGAAGAGAUAGAAAGUGGACACAAUCUCCGUCGGGCACCAGUCGGCUCCCGCCGCUCUGGCCGAGGGCCCAAACUCUCACAGAGGAGUGUCGGGGGACGUACCAGUGGCUGGACAUCCACAGAGUCUCUGGCGUCCCCGGCCAGUGAGGAUGGCAGAGCUCCUCCGCCGCCGCCACCACGCCACCGCCUUGGGUCAGCACCCUGCGAAACGCUCUCUCUUUCCCCUGUGACCCUGCUCAGUGUUCCUCCUCUGUCUGCCGGAGCCAAAGUGCCACCUCCUCCACCGCAGCGCAACCCUAGAGUGGAGCGGACUCUUCUGGAAACCAGCCAGCGUCUACAACAGGAACAAACCCACCAGCACCAGAACGGUGGGCGCUUCCAGCUCGCAGAUCCUCCCAAACAGCUCUUACCCUCUCCAUCCACUCAGCCUCUGCAAAGUAGCUGGACUAAACCUAGUCCUCAGACCUCUGGGCGAAGCACUCCAGCUGCUGGUACCACAACGACUCCAAUCGCACCCAGCCACCUGCAAACAGUCAGAGAGCAGAUGGCUAUAGCCUUGAAACAGCUGAAGGAGAUGGAAGAGAGGGUAAAGGGUGUUCCUGCACUUGAGAAAGAGGUGGCCAAGCUUCGUGCAGAGAAAGACAUGCUCCUGUUAGCCCUGCAAGAGAAGAAAGUAGCCAUGAAGGUGGCCCAACAGAAGCAACAGUCCACAGAGUCUUCUACCCAAACCACAGAGAUCCUUCAAACUGACCACAGUAUCCACAGUCGAUUGACUGCACCAACCUCACCUGGACAUAAAGGCUUGGGAAGAUCUGGUGAGCUGAAAAGGCUGACUGAGAAAUUUGAGGGUAAAGAAGAGAAAUCUACAGAACCUUCAUCAAAGGUUUUAGUAAAAGCUCCAGAAAAAGUGUCUGUUGCUGAGAAGAAAGCAGUGGCUGUUGGGGGCGACAUGCCAAUGGACUCUGUUGUUUUCUACUACAGCCAGGGUGUGAAAGAUGCUUCUGAGGGCACAGAGGUAAAUGUUUAUGAGAAAGGCACAGGAACUGAGGCUCCUCUGGUUCAUGAGGAGGGAGUACAGGCCAGUGUGGAGACAGAAGAGGCUGAGGUUUGGGUUAUGGAGUCACUACUUGGGCUGACCAGCGAAGCACAGCGGGAGAUUGACACCUUACAGGACACCAUUAAAUUCCAGCAGGAGUCCAUUGUGGCUCUAGAGGACCGGUUGAGUGUGGCCGACAAAGACAUGGGGAUCCUUAAAGCCCAGAUGGAAGAGAAAACCAAAGUCACGUUUGAGAAGGGGGUUCUUGCAAAACCGGAUGUGACGAAUGUCCAGGUAGAGACAUUGACUGCUGCAUUAAAACAUGCUGCAGUUUUGUGCCGUCCUGAGGUGAACGAUGCAUGUGUGGGUGAGAACUUAACAGCGGAUCAGAUUGAACAAUUCACCCAGACUGAUGAUGUAGUGGAAACGGCAGAACCAGCUCCUGUUGCACUGGUCAGCACUGGGUGCCAAUGGGAGAACUUGUUUGAGGAGCAAAAAGUUACAGUCCCAAAGAAGAGACAGUUGACCAUUGCUGAAUAUAAGGUGUCACCAUUGGAAGAGGUAGUAAGUAUGGCGGAGAAGAAAGAGGAAGACCAAGGAGAGAAGACUGCAGCCAGCAACACCAGGACAGGUAUGCUCAAAUCAAUCAUGAAGAGGAAGGAUGGGAGUAACUCAGGCGAGAAUCGCACUGCUGGCAAGAAGAGCCUGCAGUUUGUUGGCAUUCUGAAUGGAGGGUAUGAAUCUACAUCCAGUGAAGAAGAGGAUGAGGAAGAGGAGGAAGAAGAGGAGGAAGAUGGGAGUUCCUCUGGAGAAAGUGGAGAAGGUGAGUGCUUGGACAGCACAGAGGAGGAUGAGGCGACUCUUGAGGACGAAACAUCAGAGGAGGAAAGAAACGUCAACAUGGACGAGAGUGACACUGAUGAGGAAACCCUGAGAGCCACAAAUUAUUCAUCUGAUGCUGUGAAAGAGAAGUUUGAGCUGAGCUCAAAAAUGCGUGAAGCGUGCCUCAUUCUGAAGAACCACCUGAACGAUGACAUUAAAACACUGAAGAGUAAGGAAGUGCUCUCCAGCACCCACACAGUCCAACUAGAGUGGUUCCGUAUCUCCAGCGCCAAGAUGGCUCAGCCUUCACGGGUCUCAGACUACUUGAUGGCGUUCUCUGAGGUGUCGUCAGUGCUGCUGGAGCACGUAGUCAACAUGACCGACGGCAACGGCAACACAGCUCUCCACUACAGUGUGUCACACUCCAACUUCGGUGUGGUGGGGCUGCUGUUGGACACAGGUGUGUGCAGUGUGGAUAAGCAGAACAAGGCGGGCUACACAGCCAUCAUGCUGGCUGCUCUCUCUACUGUGAAGGAGGAGUUGGACAUGGCUGUAGUCAAGAGGCUCUUCAGUCAGGGGAAUGUCAAUGCCAAGGCCAGCCAGGCGGGCCAGACAGCGUUGAUGCUAGCUGUUAGCCAUGGUCGGCAGGAGAUGGUGCGUGCGCUGCUGGAGUGUGGCGCUGACGUGAACGUGCAGGAUGACGAAGGCUCCACAGCUCUGAUGUGUGCCAGCGAACAUGGCCGUGCUGAGAUUGUCAAACUUCUCCUGGAACAGCCUGGUUGCGACAUAUCCAUUGUUGAUAACGAUGGCAGCAAUGCUCUGUCCAUCGCACUGGAGGCGUCUCACAACGACACAGCUGUGCUGCUCUACGCCCAUAUGAACUAUGCUAAGACCCAGCCUGUUGUGGGGAGUCCAAAGGCCCAGCCUAGGAGCCCCACAAGUCCCCACAAGUCCUGGCCUUCAGACUGAAGGAUCAUGGCUGCUGAUGUAGAUGGACAGAUCAGCAAACAUAACUGGAUCUGAGCUGUGAAAAGCUCCACUGGAAUUUACUUAAUUAUAUAUAUGUAUUUAUAUAUUGCCAUAUGUCCUGCAUUUAUAAGUAUUGUUAAUAUGAGAAUAUAAUUUUUCCAUAAACGUUGUGAAUGGUUAUAUAAUAUACUUGACUAAUAUGAGCUCCUAGCAUGUCUAAAUGAGGUCUUCAGCUUGUUUUUUUUUUUUUUGUGACAGAAGAUGAGACUUUUACAUUUAUUAUUUGCACUCCACUAAUAUUUUUACUGUUACGGGCAACACACACCAGUGGGAUAUGAUGCACUUAAAUAAAAUCUGAACCAAUAACUUUUCUAUGUCAGCCCAUACUGACAUCACAAUAUGUGUCAAGAGACGUCACGGUCUAUAAUAAAUCUUUUAGUAAAGCAUCAAUACUGCAGAAAAUGUAUCAUAUUAUUAGCUCCCUGGUUUGGCACAUCCUGGCUACUCCAUCUUGACUACUUCUGUCUGCAUAUCCAGUGUGUACUUUAGAUAUCACACGAUUCAGCCGGUGUGUGUUGUUUUCUCUUUUUGUGCUGCCUUGGUUAACUGAUCUGUGAACCUCUUCACCUUCAUAGUCUGCACUAACUGUCUGUGCAUUGUAUGCUCAUAUAUACUGUAUAUUCAUGUCUGAAAUAAACAUAUUUACAUAAACGUUGAA
Messenger RNA from Perca fluviatilis (European perch), 3947 nucleotides. It is a transcript of the gene kank3, whose product is annotated as KN motif and ankyrin repeat domains 3. Gene Ontology annotation, molecular function: protein binding. Lineage: Eukaryota; Metazoa; Chordata; Actinopteri; Perciformes; Percidae. Gene Ontology annotation, cellular component: cytoplasm; cytoskeleton. The transcript has 13 exons. Bases 227 to 3229 code for a protein of 1000 amino acids. Gene Ontology annotation, biological process: negative regulation of actin filament polymerization. The record is from RefSeq and is a predicted model, not a curated record.